AUGUCAAAAGCUAGAACUAAAGAAGACAACUGUAACGCUAUAGCGAGAAUACUAAAAGACUUCUGCAGUUGUUCCGAAAACGCGGCAUGGUCUCCCGACAUGACAGCUGACAGGAAAGGACCGUUUUUGAAAAGCGAACUAACCAAUAUGUCCGGCAUGCGCAGGCGCAUAUUGACAUUAGCUAAGAGAAGAAACAAGGAAGUUAUCACUGAACCGCCAAAGUUUGAUAGCAAUAAAUCUUUGAAAAUUGAUCUCUUGAAUGCUCCGACACAAAAUAGUAAUAUCCAGAAGAACAUAGGCACGUUCCUAAACUCUAGAAGAUUGUGUGAAGACGAAGAAGAUAUAUACGAGACGCCUAUUGAAGUGAGCAACUCGUCCUACGGUGAGAACUGGUCUUUAAGCAAAUCCUGGAGAAACCACCUAUACUUUAAAGGAGGAGAGAGAUUACUAGACAGGCCUUUCGCUCUAGAAAGAAUAGACGAGAUACCUAAAAAGAAGACGGAUAGACUGCAUAAGGAACAGCUGCGUUACGAGAGAAAUAUUAAGCGGCAUAUACGAAUCCGAGUAAUGCUAUCACUAAGAAUGAGGAGAUACGCGAAAAAGAGAUUAAAGAAGCAGCGCCUACCGAUUGUAAAUUCAAGUGUACCUCCACGGAAGUUCCCUAGAGGUACCUCUACGAAUUCGAGUUUCGGCACCACGUCCUACAGCAGUACAAUGAAGGAAAGAGUGGAGAAUGGGAGAGUGUUGUUCGAUAUUCAUGAGGCGAGGAACUCCAUGUUGGAGCUCUGUCAUGAUUACGAGGAGGAGCUGGACACGCUGGAUAUUGCUCUCCGCGCCGGGAACUUUAGGAGCGGGCGCGUGUCGGCGGAGUGGUGGUGCGGGAUGGGGGGGACGCGGGGGCGGGGGCGCGGCGGGGCGCUGGCGCUGCACUACGCGGCGGCUCGCGGGUGUCUCGACUGCGUGCGGCUGCUGGCGAACACCACGCCUGAUGUCUCUGCGAACACGGCGAUGGACAACGACGUGACACCAGUCUACCUGGCCGCGCAGGAGGGUCACCUGGCGGUUCUGAAGUAUUUGGUGGUGGAGGCGGGCGGGCGGUUGGACGCGAGGGCGAGAGACGGCAUGCUGCCUGUACAUGCAGCCGCCCAGACCGGCUGCUUAGACUGCGUUAAGUGGAUGAUACUAGAGCGCGGGGUGGAUCCUAACGCGCGGGACGGGGAUGGGGCUACGCCACUCCACUUCGCGGCGUCCCGGGGUCACCUGUCCACGGUGCGCUGGCUGCUGCGACACGGGGCUCGUCUGCAUCUGGACCGCCACGGCAAGAGCCCCAUCAAUGAUGCUGCUGAGAAUCACCAUUUGGAGUGUCUGAACGUGUUGGUGGCGGCGGGCGCGGCGGGCCAGGAGAACAAGCAGCUGCCGUACAAGCCGCACGCCUGCGCCUGCGCACCCGGGGAGGCCAGGUGCGCCCUCUCCAACUGCAUCAACAUUAGCAGCCCGCGGUCCCCGUUCUACCUCCACGCGCCCGAGCGUCGCGGCUCCGUGCAGGAGCGUCGCAACUCCGUCUCCACUGUCGCCUCAGUUGGCUCCAGGACCGGACCAGCUGACGGGUUGUACGUCAACCCCAUGCAGAGGACUUCGGUUACUGCGACCAGGCAUAGCUCUUCGGGAGAGGAGAGUUCAGCGUGCUCAGCAUCGGAGGCGGAGUCCAACACGACGGGCGGUUGGUUCCUGCACGGCAACACCAACAACGCGCCCGCGGCGCUGUACCAGCGGGUGCGGGACCUGUUCCAUGCGCGCUCGCCCGGGCCCAGGGUGCCGGCUGAAGGUCAGGAAGCUCCCACCAUGACGGUGAAAGCCGAGAUCCACGGUUCGACGGAGAUCGAGAAAUCGGAGAAGUCGGAGCGCUCAGAGAAGUCGGACCGAUCGGAGCGGAUCGAGAAGCCGGAGAAGUCGGAGCGGUCGGAGCGGGGCUCGGUGCCGCCGGAGCCGCCGGAGCCCCCCGAGCCGUCUGACAGCGAUAGCGGCGCGGACGCCCGCCGCGACCACCACUACGAGGACAUCUAUCUGCCGCGCGAUCAGCAUCGCCGCAGUAGAAGCAGUUCUCGCGACUCCGGCAGCCACAGCCGCCCUGGGAGUGCGCUGGUCGUCGACUAUAAGGACAAUGACAAUAUGUCGAGCAAGGCCUACGAGGAGGUGUCUCCGCCUCAGGAGGUUGCCAAGUCCACGCUGGCCACCAAGCUCGCCGCGCUCACGCAUAAGGCUCAGAACUUUGCCAGUCGCAUAUCCUCCGCCGCUGGGAGCCGUCGCGCGUCACUCUCUGAGGAAGCCGUCGUCAUUCAGGCUUCGGCGUCAUCGGGGGUGUCAUCUGGUAGCUCCGGGGGGUCAUCUGGUGACGAAGCCCCCCCGCCUCCACCUCCACCCCCACCGCCGGUGGUGCUGGAGGAACCAGCACUGAAGCCUUCGGAGCUGAAGUGCAGACUUGCGGGCGCCGCGGGGGCUGCGGGGGCCGCGGGGGCCGCGGGGCGGCGCGACUCGAGCGCAGACGACGAGAGGCCGCGCGCGCCGAACCUCGUCAACAAGCAGCCGGCCCUGCCCUUCGUGCCGCCGGCCUUCCUGCACCACGCCUCCGACCGCCUCAUCAAGCCCUCCGAGUACCUCAAGACCAUCACGGCGCCCUGCAAGCGAGACGACGGCGCGGAGCGGCCGCCCCCGCCGCCGCCCGCGCCCGCGCCGCCUCCGCCGCCGCCCCCGCACCAGCACCAGCCGCUGGCCGCCAUCAGCAGCGCCGAGCUGACCGCCGUGCGCCUCAAGACCACCGCCACCAAGACGCUGUCGGCGCCCGCGCGCUCCGUCAGCCUGCAGUGCCUGGCCAGCGCCGAGAACUACAAGAGCGCCAAGACGGACCUCAUCGAGGAGCUCAAGAUGUCCAAGGACAUCACGGGCAUCAGGAAGCUGAAGGUGGAGCGGGCGAGGCGCGAGAGCCUGCAGGACAAGGAGACCUUCACGGAGUUCACGAAGCGCUUCACGGCUGAAAACUUCGUCGAUCAGAUCCCGGAGCGGGACGCCGCGGGCAACGUGAUCCCGGCGUGGAAACGGCAGAUGCUGGCCAGGAGAGCUGCUGAGAAGGCGAGGAAGGAUUUGGAGAAGGAGCUAGCGGGAGAGGCGGAGAGACGACGAGCGGCGUCCAUUCCCGCGUGGAAGAGGCAACUGCUGGCCAGACGGGAGGAAGCAGAGAAUAGGUUAAGGCACUCACUCUACACGCCCAAGGUGGAGGAGGGAGGGGAGUGGCGGUCGUUCGGCCGCGCCGUCUCCAUCGACAACAUCACCAGCUGCUACGAUCCCCCCGCGGCCCCCGCGCACCGCGCACCCUCGGAGCUCAAGUUGAACACUGAAUCGUGCAACGGGCACGCCACAACGAACGGUAAACACGAAGAAGUAGAAGAAGAAACCGCCAAAAUAAUACCGUGGCGGGCGCAGCUGCGCAAGACCAACAGCAAACUCAACCUACUCGAGUAACUGGUGUAAAAAUAGUUGUAAGAUUACAAUAAUCGAAUAGGCUACGGUUUAUAUUAUUCUUAGGUUACUAUAAUUUUUACACCUUAGACGAGCUAAAGUGUAAAAAUUAUUUUCUAAAUUUAAGUAUGGAACACAUUUAGAACUUGCCAAACUGCCAAUUCUCAGAAGUAUAAUAAGUUCAUUAUUUUGUAGUUUAGUCGAAAUAAUGCUCACGGUCUUACAGGUGAAAGUAUUUUAUUAUCUCCAUGUAAAAAGCUGUAAGAUAAAAGUUUUGUUAUUUUUAAGUAAA
This is a messenger RNA of Aricia agestis (brown argus), 3805 nucleotides long. It is a transcript of the gene f, whose product is annotated as espin. Gene Ontology annotation, cellular component: cytoplasm. NCBI's taxonomy places the organism in Eukaryota, Metazoa, Arthropoda, Insecta, Lepidoptera, Lycaenidae. Gene Ontology annotation, molecular function: actin filament binding. The coding region runs from base 1 to 3516 and encodes 1171 amino acids. Gene Ontology annotation, biological process: actin filament bundle assembly. The record is from RefSeq and is a predicted model, not a curated record. The transcript has 15 exons.